AUGAAUGGAAUUAUAUUACGUAAAAUAUUUGCAAUGUUAGGCCCAAACGGAACGGGAAAAACAACAUUAAUGCGUGUAAUAUUAGGACAAUUAAAAUUAAAAUCGGGCACAAUUGAGGUGUUUGGUAAAAUGGCAGGAUCAGCAAGUUUGGGUAUUCCCGGACCGGGUGUCGGGUAUAUGCCUCAGGAGUUGGCGUUAUUUGAUUAUUUCACAAUUGGAGAAAUACUUUAUUAUUACGCAAUGAUAUAUCACAUGACACGCGAAGAAAUUGAUGAAAGCGUUAAUAAUUUACGAGAAUUAUUGCAUUUUCCGGAAAAUUCUCGAAUAAUUAGUCAAUUAAGUGGUGGACAACAGCGCCGGGUGUCGAUCGCCAUAACAAUGUUACACAAACCCAGACUCGUUAUAUUGGAUGAGCCCACUGUUGGUGUGGACUCUCUGCUCAGGCAUAGGAUAUGGCAAUACUUGGAAAAUAUGUGCGAUAAAUACGGCCAAACAGUGAUAAUAACAACACAUUAUAUAGAAGAGGCCCGGAGUGCGCAUAACGUAGCUUUUAUUAUGUCAGGCGCUGUAUUGAGACAAUCAAAUCCCCAACAAUUGAUGGAUGAAUACCAGUGCCCGACACUGGAGGACGUGUUCCUACAGUUGUGUCACUCUAAAGAAAACACCGAUAAUUUAAAUAAAGAUACGAAAUGCUCGGGCAAUACAAACAUUUAUUUAGACAAUAAUGACAUUAUAACUCCAAUUGAGGAAAACAUAAAUUACAAAAACAAUGCAUUUAUUGAUUGGCAGCGAAUGAAAGCAAUGUUAAUAAAGCAAACAAUUAUGAUUAAACGGCGGCCGCUAUUUGUGUGCGCCUAUUAUGGCCUAACCAUUAUAGGUAUAAUAGCGAUGAACAUGAUAAUAACCCAAGACAUUAAGCACAUACCGUUUGGCGUUUAUAAUAGCGAUGUGAUCAAUGAUAAUCAAACAUCAUUAUCACGUUUAUUCAUUGAUUCAUUGGAUUUAAAUAAUGUGCGUUUAUCUCAUUACCCAUCGAGUGAUAGCGCCGUUAAGUCGGUUAUAAAUGGCAGCAAUUAUUUGGUGUUUGAAUUUCGGGACAACUUUUCCAACAAUUUUGAGACACGAGUAACUGAUAUGUUUGACGCCAGCAAUGAAUCCAUUGAAAAUGGCAUUAUUCAUCUCUAUGUGGACUUUUCAAACAUACAUAUUGGUUAUAUGGCUGUUAAAUAUCUACUAACUGGAUAUAAUAAAUUCAUAGACAAAUUAGGCCUAAUGUUAAAUAAGACAAGAAUAAGUGAGCAAUUAUCUACAAUAAAUAUCAUCGAGGUGUUUAACGGCGAUUUGAGCAAAGUGGGUGUCACGUUUAUGUUUCUCGGACCGCAAAUGUUUAUAUUUAUGGAAUUUAUUUGGGGUAUGCUUUUAUCGGCGUUCAUCAUGGUAAACGACAAAUCGACGAACGUAAUGAACCGGGUAUUUGUGUCCGGCGUGACUGAGUACGAGUAUAUGGGCGCUCAUAUACUUAUCAACGGUAUCAUUAGUGUCGGUCAAGUGUUACUCUCUAUGCUCUUUGUGUUUGUAGUGUUUGCCGUUCAACAAUCGGGAAUGGGAAUUUUUACCGGUUUAUUGCUCGCUAUUAUUCUGGCCGACCCCAUUUCCGUAGUGGUUGCUACUUGCAGCAUAAUGUGUAUGGUGUUAACCAUAUCGGGUGUCGUUUGGCCCAUUGAGACCAUUCACCCAUUGUAUCGGUUCAUAGCAUACUCCAGUCCAAUAACAAUCCCAAUACAAUCAUUUCGUAAUAUAAUGGUGAGAGGUUGGACGUUUACAGAGCCCGAUGUUUACCAUGUACCAGUAGUUAUUUAA
This is a messenger RNA of Medioppia subpectinata, 1860 nucleotides long. Lineage: Eukaryota; Metazoa; Arthropoda; Arachnida; Sarcoptiformes; Oppiidae. The record is from the annotation of a GenBank genome assembly.